This is a messenger RNA of Closterium sp. Naga37s-1, 3575 nucleotides long. The record is from the annotation of a GenBank genome assembly. NCBI's taxonomy places the organism in Eukaryota, Viridiplantae, Streptophyta, Zygnematophyceae, Desmidiales, Closteriaceae.
AUGGCGCCCUCUAUACCUGUGAGCGGAAGGCGCGGGUUGGACCUGCCAUUCGUGCUGCUGCUGGUGGCGCUGCUCUCGCUGCACCCUUUGCUGCUGGGUGCUGCCGACACCGGCCCGCAGCAGACGCCUGACAUGGCGGCGCUGCUGCAGCUGCAGGCAGCAUUGCAGUCAACGGCCCCUGGGGUGCUGUCGACGUGGGGAGGGGAGGGGAGCCCCUGUGAGAAAGCCUGGACCACUGACAUCCGCUGUGACCCCGUCACCCGCCGCGUCGUGCAUCUGGAUCUCAAGCGGGCGGGCCUCGUUGGGAACAUCCCCACCUUUGAGUUCUCUCAAUUUGAUGCUCUCACUUACCUCGAUCUGGCAGCCAACAACUUCUCCGCAUUCAACGGGCAGGCGUUCAUCGUGCAGAUGACCAGCCUGCAGCACCUGUCCCUCGCAAAGAACAACAUGAAGUGGUUCCCCACUGAUGUGGAUAUGAUCACCAGCCUCACCUUCCUCGAUCUGAGCAACAACAAGUUUGACGGUCAGAUCCCUGCAGACAUCUUCCAGCUUCGGAACCUCGAAGUGCUGUCGUUGGAGAACAACCUGUUCACAGGGAGUGUGCCUCGCGCUCUCAGCAACCUUGUCCGCCUCAAGACGCUAAACCUUGGGAAGAACGAUUUCUAUGGGCCUCUUCCCCAGUUCUUUGGUGCCAUGCACGACCUGGUCAACCUGAAGAUGGAUCUCAACCGCUUUGAAGGCACCAUCCCAGACACCUAUGCCAUCCUCAGGAACCUCCGCCGCUUGGACCUGAGUUCCAACAAGAACCUCACCGGCCCUCUUCCCAGCUUCCUGGGCGAGCUCGGUCUGCUGCAGUCACUCUCUCUGGACGACUGCGACUUCACCGGUGGGCUGCUCGAGUCCCUCUCCCGCCUGCCCUAUCUCACCGAACUGUUCCUCGAGCACAACCGCUUUGAGGGAACCAUUCCCGAGGCGUACGGGCACUUCCCGCGCAUCGUGUCUCUCUACCUCAGCAACAACCGCCUCACGGGGCGCAUUCCCGAGAGCAUGUGUGGGCUGGAAACGGCGGAGCUGCUGGUGCUGGAGAGGAAUGAGCUGACUGGUCCCGUGCCGCCUUGCAUGCUGCAGCUGCAGGGGCUACUGAUUCUGGACGUGUCAGAGAACUACCUCACGGGCACACUUCCCAGGGUCCCUCCCGGCUCGCCCAUGCAGUUUGUUCACUUGAACAACUGCUUUGAUAACGUGGUCGACAACUCCCCUUCCUGCCCAGUCGCAGCACCGGGUGGGGGGGAGGAGCAGAUAGGCGCCCCCAUCGACCAGCAAGGAGGCGGGCCCCCUGACCAGCAAGUCGGAAAUCCCCUCACCCAGCAGCCAGGGGGGGAUGUUAACCAGCAAGUCGGGGUCCCAAUUGACCGGGAAGGAGGGGGGUCUGUGAGUCAGAAUGUGGGGGUGCCACAGCAGCGACCGGGGGCCGGGAGCAUUGGGCAGCAAGUGGGGGUGCCCAUUGGUCAGCAGCUGCCGGGAGGUGUUCCUGUGCCUGGCGCCAACACCCCGCCCUGCCCUGACAUGGGCCAACUGGUGGCGCUGCAGGCAGCACUGCGCAUGGACUCCCCAGACGCCCUGCAGACGUGGGACCAGGGGUCGGACCCCUGUGACGGCACGUGGGAGACUGAAGUCAUCUGCGACCCCAUGACCGGCCACGUCAUCCGCCUUGAUCUCCGCCGGGCCAAUCUGUCAGGAGCCAUCCCUGCAGCCGAGCUGGCACAGCUGAACCGACUCACGUACCUUGACCUUGGCGGUAACGAGUUCUCAUCCUUCAUUCAGCAGGAUUUUCUGGAGAGACUCACGCGCUUGGAGCACCUCUCCCUGGCAGACAAUCAGCUGCAAUGGUUCCCAACCUUCAUCAAUGCUCUCACCAGGCUGACUUCGCUGGAUCUAAGCACCAACAAAUUCACAGGCGAUUUCCCCGAAGAUGUGCUUGUGAUGCCCAACCUGCUGUACCUCAAGUUGGAAGAGAAUCACUUCUCUGGCAGCGUUCCUGAUACCAUCACUGCCCUCAGCAAGCUCCGAUCCAUCACCCUGGCCAACAACAACUUCACAGGCCUUCUGCCUGAGUCGUUUGCGCAGCUCACGUCGCUACAGGCCAUCAACCUUGCAGGGAAUCAAUUCGCCGGCCCUCUGCCUGCGAGCUACGCUGGUCUCACCAACAUGGUCUUCUUCAAGGUGGCCACGAAUGCUCUUGAGGGGGGCAUUCCGGACUGGCUGGGCUCGUGGCCUCGACUCAACCACUUGUCGCUGUUCCACAACAGGUUCACAGGACCCAUCCCCGACUCUCUUGGCAAUGCCAAGAAUCUUGCCACCUUGGUGCUGGACGAGAAUCGUUUGACCGGAUCCCUGCCUGACACCCUCAGCGCGCUCACCAAUCUGGAGGCAUUCUACGCAGUGGGCAAUCAACUCGAAGGCACCGUUCCGGACUCCUACUCCAACCUGCAGAAGCUGCGAUACAUCGAUCUGAGCUUCAACACCAAGAUCACCGGUGCCCUGCCCGAGUUCCUGAGUGGCAUUCUGUCCCUCGAGUCAAUUGCUUUCGAGGAGUGUGAUUUCUCAGGAUCUCUCCCAGUGGGCUAUGCCAAGCUACCUGCACUCGCAGAGCUCUAUCUCGACCGCAACAGCCUGGAAGGUUCCAUCCCGGGCCUGUACGGCGACAUGCCAAACCUGGCCACGCUCUACCUCAGCAGCAACCGGCUCUCGGGGGAGAUUCCUGGAAGCUUCUGUCGGCUGGGGAAGGCCAAGACGAUUGUGCUGGCACGGAACGAGCUGAGGGGGGCCAUUCCGGAUUGCAUCAUCAGCAACCUCAAGGAGCUGCGCCUGCUAGACGUCUCUGACAACUAUCUCACCGGCCCUGUGCCUGCCGUCCCAGCGGGCGGCCCUCUGCAGUUCGACUUCUCGAGCAACUGCCUGGCAACAGCAGAGGGCGCGCAGAGGAACCGCUGCCCCUCCUCGCCCGUCGCCCCCACCCAGCCUCCUCCGGACGAAGCAGCUCCCAGGCAGCCCGGAGGGACAGAGCCCACUCCUGCCGAGACCACUGUCGACCCCUCUGCCUCCUCGGCUCUGCCCUCGCCUGACGCUGUUGCACUGAUGGAGAUGCUGGCAGGGCUGAGGGCAGCAGCAGGGACAGACGUGCUGCCCUCAUGGAGGCAAGACUCUGACCCCUGCGACGGCUCCUGGGCCACUUCCAUCAAGUGUGACAACCGCACACGCCAAGUCGUGCACCUUGAUCUCCGUCAUGCCGACCUUGUGGGGGACAUUCCUUGCUUCGGUCUCUCCCAGCUCAACGCCCUCACAUACCUUGACCUUGGCUCCAACAACUUCACCUUCUUCCGCCAGGCAGCGUUCUGCCAGCAGAUGACCAACUUGCAGCAUGUUUCACUGGCAGAGAAUCAGAUCAAGUACUGGCCUGAGACUGUUGUUGGUUACUGGCCUCAGCUCACAUUCCUGAGCCUGGCAGCGAACCUCCUCGCUGGCCCCAUUCCAGAGGACAUCGGCGACCAGCUCUCCACCACCCUGGUGCACCU